UUCCACCUUUUGCUUUUCUCUCAUCUCUCUUUGUUUCCCAUUUUACUUUAUUUUUUUAAUUUCCCUCGCAGUUUAAUAGCUGGAUUUCUGACCCAAUUGUCUGCUUGAUCAUCAACACCAUCACUUACUUUCUUCUUUGUUUUCUUUCUCAAUCUAACUCACCUACCUUCACACCAUCCACUUCUUCAACUAAAGAUCCAACAAAACAAGACCAUAAAAUGACUCCGGCGGCGGCUGCGGCGGCGACGGCGACUCCCACCAAUAACUACACCGCCGGCCAGUUUGGUGACACAACUUACACAAAGGUUUUUGUUGGUGGGUUGGCUUGGGAAACACAAAAAGAUACCAUGAAAACUUACUUUGAGCAGUUUGGUGAGAUCUUGGAAGCUGUUGUCAUCACAGAUAAAACCACUGGCAGAUCUAAAGGCUAUGGCUUUGUGACUUUCCGGGAAGCUGAUGCUGCGAUGAGAGCAUGUGUUGAUGCGGCUCCGGUGAUCGAUGGUCGGAGGGCUAACUGUAAUCUUGCUUCUUUGGGUGUUCAAAGAUCCAAACCCUCAACACCUAACAAGCUUGGUGGAGGAAGAACCAUUAGGGUUAUGGGUGGUUAUGGAGGGUACCAUCAUCAUCACCAUAAUCAUAGCCAUCAUCAAGCUGGUGGUGGAAUGGGAACAACAGCUUUCCCUUCAGCUACAGCCUUCCCUCAUUAUGCCAUCCACCAAGGCAUCCCUUUUCCUGCUACAAAUCUUUAUGGAUACUCGCCAUAUUCUCCUGAUUACACCUACCCAACGAGUUACUAUAACGUAUAUGGAGGUUCAAAUGGGCAGUAUCCAUUUUAUGGAGCAAGUGCUGGUGCAGCUGGUGCCGGUAUGAUUACUACUGCAAGUGCAGCCGCCGCAGCCGCCGCCUUUUACCCGUAUCUGAACAUGGCGGAAGGUGGUCACGGGAGCUACGCUACUGGUCAGAGCUAUGGUGUGUACCCACACCAUCUCUAUCAGUAUUCCGCCAUGAAUUCUUCUGCGGGGUACGCGCAACAAUAUGGUACCCCCAUCUCUCUUGCAGCCACUCCUCCAUUGCAACCAGCAGUUUGUUUUGCUGUGCCGCAGGCGUAAACGUGGUGCUACAAUCGUCCGCUGCUCAUCAUUAAGAGAUUCACGAGCCACAUUCAUCGAACCGAAUCAGCAUGCAUUCCCUUUUGUUAAAAAAAAACCUGACCUUUGGCCCAACCAUGGUUACUUCUUUCAUUCUGUCUCAUUCAUGCCCUUGAUACAGUCACUCAAGGCAUGAAAGCAAACCCCCCAUAGGGGUUACCAUCCAAAUUUGGAAGACAUUUUCAAUCUUCUCUUGAAAGGGAAGGGUCCCCUACAAGAGAAAGACACCCCACAAAGCAUAUGCAUGUGCAUCUCACCAACUUAUGGCUAUGGAAAAGCUUCAUGAGUUGGAGAAAUUUAUAUAAAUUUUUGGCCUAUGGAAAAAGCCAAAAGGUUUUUACAAAUUAAAAAAAAAAAAAAAAAAAAAAACUAAGAUGUCAUAAUGUCAAAAACUCUUUUCAACUGAAUUAAGAGAAAUUGUAAAUGCUUCAAGUUCCAAACUUUGAUGAAAGAUGUCUUUUUCUAUAUAUAGAUAUAGUUUAAUCAUGGGCAUUGGAGUGUGCCCUAAGUUUUUGUUUUUAACUUCAACUCCUAGUCUAUGAUUUUUUAAAAACUUGGCUAGGUUGUUUUUAUGAAAAAAUCUUUCUUUUUUUAAAAACCAUCAUUGUGUUCUUAGGGUAAGAACAUAUGAUGUUUCUUUUUUAAAUUUCUUGUAAAUUUACUUUGGCUAAACAAUGGGAGUUUUAGUCAUGUGACAAAAUAACGUUAAGGUGUAGUUUUAGUGCAUUUAGGUUUAAUUUUAAGUUCGUACCAACUUUUUAGUUAGGUAUCAUGAGUUUCGUUAUGGAAACGGAGCUCAAAUGCAUGAGAAAGUAAUCCGAGAGAGAUAUUUUCAAUCUCUCGGUUUAUGAUCUCUAAAACAUCAACCAUGGUUAGGACUCAGGUCAACUUUUCCCCAUUCUCUCUCUCAUCUCUUUCUCUCUCGAUCUCUACUUACUGCUUUCAGAAGAACUUGGUACUUUUUAUUAUGUAAUCACGGUCUACGGUCUGAACUUGGGUUGUAACUAGGAAUUAAUGUUGCUUAAUUACAAGCUCAUUCUCAAUCAACGGUGAUUGAGAUGAGUCUCUACUUACUCUUUUUUUCCUUUUCAUUUAGAAACUGCUUUAAUUAUCUUUAACUUUCUAAUCCGUUAUUAA
Messenger RNA from Helianthus annuus (common sunflower), 2285 nucleotides. RefSeq names its product probable RNA-binding protein ARP1. Gene Ontology annotation, molecular function: RNA binding. The transcript is spliced from 6 exons. Lineage: Eukaryota; Viridiplantae; Streptophyta; Magnoliopsida; Asterales; Asteraceae. The record is from RefSeq and is a predicted model, not a curated record. The coding region runs from base 219 to 1109 and encodes 296 amino acids.